Messenger RNA from Cornus florida, 2916 nucleotides. Its product is annotated as puromycin-sensitive aminopeptidase-like. Bases 54 to 2837 code for a protein of 927 amino acids. NCBI's taxonomy places the organism in Eukaryota, Viridiplantae, Streptophyta, Magnoliopsida, Cornales, Cornaceae. The transcript is spliced from 28 exons. Gene Ontology annotation, biological process: proteolysis. The record is from RefSeq and is a predicted model, not a curated record. Gene Ontology annotation, molecular function: zinc ion binding; metallopeptidase activity. Gene Ontology annotation, cellular component: chloroplast.
GCCAAGCAAUUCAGUGGGAAUAUACAUUACCAAAGCAAGUUGAAGAAUCCAAAAUGGACACUCCAAAAGAAAUCUUCCUAAAAGAUUACAGGAUACCCGAUUAUUACUUUGAUGCGGUGGACUUGAAAAUUUCACUUGGAGAGGAGAACACAAUUGUCUCUUCCAAAAUAACUGUCUUCCCUAGGGUUGAAAGUUGUUCUUCUCCACUAGUACUGGAUGGGAAAGAUCUGAAGCUGGUUUCAAUCAAGGUCAACAGCAAGGAACUAAAGGAGGAGGAUUUCAACUUGGACUCACGCCAUCUGACUCUCCAAUCACCACCAAAUGGUAGAUUUACAUUGGAAAUUGUGACUGAGAUAUACCCACAUAAGAACACAUCAUUGGAGGGGCUUUACAAGUCGUCGGGGAAUUUCUCUACACAAUGUGAAGCAGAGGGUUUCAGGAAAAUUACAUUCUAUCAGGAUCGUCCAGAUAUUAUGGCAACAUAUACUUGUCGAAUUGAAGCUGAUAAGUUGUUGUACCCAGUGUUGUUGUCUAAUGGAAAUCUAAUAGAGAAAGGAGACCUUGAGGAUGGCAGACAUUAUGUUCUUUGGGAGGAUCCCUUCAAGAAACCUUGUUAUCUGUUUGCUAUAGUUGCUGGACAGUUGGAGAGCAGAGAUGACACUUUUACCACUUGUUCAGGCCGUAAGGUGUCCCUGAGAAUCUGGACCUCUGCACAGGACCUACCUAAGACUGCUCAUGCCAUGUAUUCUCUUAAGGCUGCAAUGAAAUGGGAUGAAGAUGUUUUUGGUCUUGAGUAUGACCUGGAUCUCUUCAAUAUUGUGGCUGUUCCGGAUUUUAACAUGGGAGCCAUGGAAAACAAAAGCCUGAAUAUUUUCAAUUCGUCACUCGUCUUGGCAUCUCCAGAAACUGCUAGUGAUGCAGAUUAUGCUGCAAUUUUGGAUGUUGUUGGUCAUGAGUAUUUUCACAAUUGGACAGGCAACAGAGUUACAUGUCGUGACUGGUUCCAGCUUAGUCUAAAAGAAGGUCUUACUGUUUUCCGUGAUCAGGAAUUUUCAUCUGACAUGGGGAGCCGCACUGUAAUACGGAUCGCUGAUGUUAAGAGUCUUCGAAAUUAUCAGUUUCCAGAGGAUUCUGGUCCCAUGGCUCAUCCAGUACGGCCACAUUCUUACAUCAAGAUGGACAACUUCUAUACAGGCAAAAUUUAUGUUCUUAGACUUACUCUGAUCUCUUUGUUCUAUUCUCUCUCUCUCUCUCUCUCUAUAUAUAUAUAUAUAUAUUGUGUAUAUGUGAGUAAACAAGGACCAUUGUUAACCCCUUAUUCUUCUUAUCAGGGACCUGAAGUUGUUAGGAUGUACAAAACCUUACUGGGAAGUCAAGGAUUCAGAAAAGGGAUGGAUUUAUAUUUUAAAAGACAUGAUGGGCAAGCUGUCACAUGUGAAGAUUUCUUUGCUGCCAUGCGAGAUGCAAAUGAUGCAGAUCUUUCUAAUUUCUUGUUGUGGUAUUCCCAAGCUGGGACUCCUCUGGUGAAAGUUACUUCAUCCUACAAUGCUGAAGCUCGUACUUAUUCUUUAGUGUUUAGUCAAGAGGUGCCACCAACCCCAGGGCAGCCCGUGAAAGAACCCAUGUUCAUUCCUGUGGCUGUAGGUCUGCUGGACUCAAGUGGUAGCGACAUUCCUCUCACUUGUGUUCAUCAUGAUGGGAAGUUGGAGUCCGUUGCUAGCAAUAAUCAACCUGUCUACACUACAGUUCUUAGAGUAACAAAGAAAGAAGAAGAAUUUGUAUUCGCUGAUAUAUCUGAGCGGCCGAUUCCAUCUCUAUUACGGGGAUAUAGUGCUCCUAUCCGUCUCAACUCUGAUCUCACUGAGAGCGAUCUGUAUUUCCUCCUUGCUCACGAUUCAGAUGAGUUUAACCGCUGGGAGGCAGGGCAGGUGCUGGCAAGGAAGCUGAUGCUGAGCCUAGUGGCUGAUUUCCAACAAAACAAGCCAUUGGUUCUAAAUCCACAGUUCUUGCAUGGGGUCAAAAGCAUGCUCUGUGACUCAAGCUUGGAUAAAGAAUUCCUUGCAAAGGCAAUAACUCUGCCUGGUGAAGGGGAGAUCAUGGACAUGAUGGAAGUUGCAGAUCCUGAUGCUGUUCACGCUGUCCGGUCUUUCAUCAGAAAGCAGCUGGCUUCUGAGCUGAAAGAAGAAUUUCUCAGCACGGUCAAACACAACAGAAGCUCAGAGCAGUAUGAAUUUAACCAUACCAAUAUGGCAAGGCGUGCUUUAAAGAAUAUCGCCCUUGGAUAUCUUGCGUCACUUGAAGAUCCAGAACUCACCGAGUUGGCAUUGCGUGAAUAUAAAACUGCCACUAAUAUGACCGACCAAUUUUCAGCUCUAGCAACCAUAGCCCAGAACCCUGGUAAAACCCGUGAUGAGGUUCUGGUUGACUUCUAUAGCAAGUGGCAAAAUGACUUCCUGGUUGUAAAUAAAUGGUUUGCCCUUCAAGCUGGGUCUGACAUUUCUGGUAAUCUUGAGAAUGUUAAGAACCUCCUAAAGCAUCCAGCAUUUGACUUGCGUAAUCCAAACAAGGUAGAUUCACUUAUCGGAGCCUUUUGUGGAUGUCAUGUGAAUUUCCAUGCGAAAGAUGGGUCAGGCUACAGAUUCUUGGGAGAAAUGGUGGUGCAGCUUGAUAAACUGAACCCUCAGGUGGCUUCCCGCUUGGUGUCAUCCUUCAGUAGAUGGAGGCGCUACGAUGAAACCCGGCAAAGCCUCGCGAAGGCACAGCUGGAGAUGAUCAUGUCAACCAAUGGACUUUCAGAAAAUGUGUUUGAGAUUGCCUCAAAAAGCUUAGCUGCUUAAAUAUUUUAAAUAUUUUCCCUUCUACUUGAUGCAAGUUGCCAUGUGUGUGUGUGUGUGUGUUGUGUGUGUGGUUGGGGUU